UUCUGGUCCCGGUCUCCCGGGGCAGCGGCAGCGGCAGCAAUCCCGGCCCCGGCCCGACCCAUGGAGCGAUACACGGUGCUGGAGCAGCUGGAGUCCGGGGCCCUGGGCACAAUGCUGGUGGUAGAGUUAAAAACGGAGAAAGAAGGAGCUGGGAGGAAAUAUGUGCUGAAGCAGGUUGAAUGCAUUGAUGAACAACAAGCAAAUGAUGCCCUGAAGGAGGCAAUGGGUCUGCUGAAACUUCAGCAUUCAAACAUCUGCAUUUACAAAGAAUUGUUUAUCACCUGGGAUAAUAAGAUUUCAUCUCUAUUUCUUUGUCUGGUGAUGCAGCACUCAAGCCAAGGAGACCUUUCAUCUCUGAUCAAGGCAAAAAGGAAGAAGCGAGAGAAAGUAGAAGAUAUGGUGCUUCAGAAGUUCCUGGGGCAGAUGGUGGAUGCUUUGUUUUAUAUACACAAGCAAAAUGUUUUUCACAGAAACCUCAAACCGUCUAACAUCCUUUUAACUGAUGAAGUAUCCUUCAUGCUUUGCGAUUUCAGUGUAGAAACUCUUAUGACGGAUGAAAUGAAAUGGAAGAUAAGAGUGGAAGAAGAUCCUGACUCUAAAUCCUGGAUGUCCCCUGAAGCACUCUGCUUUUCCUUUAGUGAGAAGUCUGACAUCUGGUCCUUAGGAUGUAUUCUACUAGACAUGAUGACCUGCUUCUUUCUGAAUGUGAAAGAGACAAAUUCAUUACUGCAGGAUAUUAGAAAGGACACCAGUAGUCUUGAGAGAGUUCUGACGUUAAUGCAGAAAGGGAAUAAAGAUACUCUGCCUUUGUCUCAAAUUUUACUUAUGAUGCUACUGAUUCAGCCCAGUACGAGACCCUCAGCAAAGGAUCUGGUUGAUAUUCCAUAUGUUAUGGAAUGUUUGACUCUUGCUGGUUCCUCUUUAUCAAAACAGGAAAAAACCUUGCCUUCAGCAAUUUUAGAUGUGCUCCUUGAAGGAGGAAUUGGAAGUGUUUUAGAAUUUAUGCAGACUUACUGGGACAUAGAGCAGGCUCAAGCAAGAGCCAUAAAGCGCCUUGCCAGCUUACUGGGAGAAGAAAAUGCCUUAAUGUAUUUGCUAGAACUUCUGGAUCCUGUCACUUGUGCAAUGAGGACUCAUAUAGAUUCUCUAGAGCUACAAUUAGAUGGCUGCAGAUUACUGCUUGACGUUAUUGGCCAAGCCCUACAACAGAAUGUGCAUGUGGAGAUGCUAGUUGGUGAGGAAGGAAUCAAUUCUCUGUUAAAGACAAUGAGAACAUAUUCUGAAAAUGAAGAACUGCUGUCAAUGAUCUGCACUUUACUAAUGAUGAUUUCAGCCAGUGAAAUGGCUGCAGAAGCACUGAGGAAAGCUGGAGUCAUCACAGAUGUUCUGUCGAUUAUAAGCAAUUUUCCUCAGAACAGACAGAUCUGCCUUUCUUGCUCUGGUAUUCUUUGGAGCUUGGCUGUGAAUGAAAGUCACAUGGGGCAAGCAUCACUAAAAAAUGCUGUCCGGAUUAUCACAGGAGUCCUCCAAGACCACCGUGAGAAUGGAGAGGUGGUUGAGUUGGCUUGCUCUGCCCUCUGGGUUCUGACACUUCAGGGCUGCUUAAUUGAAAACCAGUAUGAACCAACAACUCUGCUUUUGUUGGAUGCUCUCAGGAUGAAUCCAGAAAGGCCAGUGCUGGUGAAGAAUACCUGCUUGGCAUUGGCAAGCCUCCUAAGGAUAUCUGAGUUACCUGCUUUUAGACUUAUAGUAACAGAUACAAAGGGCAGUGGAAUAAGCCUGAUCAAAGAUUCCUACCACUUUCACUGUGAUGAUCCGGAAGUGGUGGAGAACAUCUGUAUACUGAUUAAUGAGAUGAUUCAGUACGAUGACAUAGUGCUAGAGAUGAUCUCCCAGAAUAUCAAGGAGCUGCUGACUGAAAUGAAAGUCAAGUUUACAUCCAGUCUGGUAGGCGGAAGUCACUGUGGUAACAAAGAGCACACUCAGUCUAUUCGUACAAAUGGUUUUAUUUCUUGGCUGUGGAUUACACAAACAUCAGUCCUCUGGAGUUGUUUGUGGCACCCAUCUUACCCAGAGGAAGACAUAGUGCAGGAACUUGUGGGGGUAGGGGCUUAGUGUGAAUUCAGUGUGCAGGGUACUCUGGAGGCAUGGAGACUCAGAAUAUUUCUAAGUGUACUAAAAACGGAAGCAGGUGGAGCAUAGUUUAUCAAACUUCAUGCUGAAGAUGCUCUUAAAUCAAUUAAAUGUAAGUUUGACACUAUUCCUGCUUCAUCCAGUAUUAGCCUGCAUGUAUUUUUUUAUUACAUUUUUUGUACCAGAAAUACAGGUUAAAGUAUAUAGGAACAAGACAACUAUAUUACAAAGCAGAGAGGGAUUUACUGAUCUAUUAAAUAACCCUAAAAAGCCCAAGCCACUUAAUUGGGUGAGCUUGCUGUCCUGGGGAAUUACUUUACGUUAAAUUAAUCAAACAGCAAAAUAAUUCCCGCCUUUGUUUUUCUAACACUAGAGCGACCUACACUCUUAAACCACCAAGUUAUUAACAGAAUAGUUCGCCAUCAAGCAUGUAGCAGUUAUUUAAAAAAACAACCAACUAAAACUGAUAGAGCCUCCACCUUUACUCUUGUGUUAGUCAUUAAUUUAAUUUGCUCACAGUUCUCUUCCUCCAGAAUGUUUGCCACAUAGGCCAUAGUACAAAGUCACUACUUUCCACAGUGUUUUCUCUAGCUAGCAUUACCAUUCCCACUGAAAAAGCCAAAACACAUUCCACAUGUGAAAUACACUGAAAAAAUUACAAUUAUUUUAUUACAAAACCUAAGAGUUCCUUCCCUCUCCCAUUUUUCUCUUCCUGUAAUCAAGGCUUUUUACAAGCUAGAUAUUGCUCAGUGUACUUAAACAUUAUGUAACAUUACAACUAUUGCUAAAUAUUUAGAGCAGAUUCCUGAUGACCUUUUAGCAUUUUUUUUAAAUUUUUAGACAUUAUGUAAAUUUUAUAGUUUUAGGAGCCAAUCCUGUAGUACAAAGGAAUUAUGGGUGAGAGUAAAGUGUCCGAAUUAGGCCACCCGUUUGCUAAAAAUAUUGAAAUAAGUUAUUGAGCCCCAAAAAUGCAAAUGAGAUAUACCGUCUGAACUCCUAUAAAAGGACAUAUAUUAAAUACAGAAUAGAUUUUUGUACCGUAGUUCUUAAUUGUAUCUUUACACUGUAAAGUAAAAACAAGGAUAAACUUGUAUUUAACAAUUUUCACUUUCUCCCCAGGAGAUAAUUACCCUUGUGGAUUCAGCACUUUUGAAACUGCAGAAGUAAGGUAAAAGCUGUUUUAUAUAUACAAGGCUUGAAGUCUUCUGAUUCAGGUAGAAAUGCUUGAUUCCUUCAGAAGUAUUUUAAAAAGAUUUUUCUCCCCAGAAGGAGAUACUGCCUGUAUUAUAUAGACAUCAUCUACUUCAGCAUAUUCCAUUGUAUUCUUUACAACGAACCACUUUGACUACUGACU
Gopherus flavomarginatus (Mexican gopher tortoise) is the source of this 3487-nucleotide messenger RNA. RefSeq names its product serine/threonine kinase like domain containing 1 (gene STKLD1). Bases 61 to 2115 code for a protein of 684 amino acids. The record is from RefSeq and is a predicted model, not a curated record. The transcript is spliced from 18 exons. NCBI's taxonomy places the organism in Eukaryota, Metazoa, Chordata, Testudines, Testudinidae. Gene Ontology annotation, biological process: protein phosphorylation. Gene Ontology annotation, molecular function: protein serine/threonine kinase activity; ATP binding.